AAAAUUAGGUUGAUAAUUUUAUGAGCCACUCGUCGAAAACCUAAUACAUCUUCAAGAAUGACUUCAAUACAUCAAUCUAUGUCAUUGACUACUGAUCAACAUAUACAAGAAAUGCAGGGAACAAAACCACAGAAGUGUGAAGAAUUUUCAAACAUCUAUCUCGAUUCCAACCAAAGGCAAAAUGUUUCGGAUAACUCAGCAAACUCGCUUUUCCAAGACUGUACAGAAGGAGCAUUUAAGAAGUUGAAGCCUUCGAUAGAUCCUGUUCAGAUUGGUGCGUCUAACCCUAUCACAUGUCCUCCAACUCCAGCCAGGAGACGUCAUCGAACCACUUUCACACAGGAACAGCUCCAGAAACUUGAGACAGCGUUUGCUAAGAGCCAUUAUCCCGAUAUAUACGUUAGAGAAGAUCUCGCAAAACAAACGAAGUUAAACGAGGCCAGGAUACAGGUUUGGUUCCAGAAUCGUCGAGCUAAAUAUCGCAAGCAAGAGAAACAGCUAGCAAAAUCUCUUUCUCCUGUUUUACCGUCUUGCAAUGGAGUCAUGCGGAACUUCUAUCCAGGUAACCAAAGAAGCUACCAAUACCCCGCGAUGAACGCAAUGUCUAGAUACCCUCCGAUGACGUCAGCGACCUACGCACCAAUGAAUCACACACAAUUCCCGCAAAUGGGCCCAAGUUGCAGUGGAAUGGGCGCGCGUAGCGACUCCCAUAUUGAUGACGAUUGGUACAACAAAAGUUUAUCUGCUCUACGAAUGAACACGACGCAAUGUAACUUCUCAACGCCAAUGUUUCAAUAUCAGACAUAAUUAUAUUUUAGCAGUUGAUUAAAGAAUGUCACCAAAGAACAUUUGGGCACUAAAACUGCCCCAAGUAUUAAACUAAACUUAAGACGGCACUCACUGCGCCCGGCGAGAUUCUAUGGAGAUCGCAACGCCACGACGCGAGCCGGAUCGUUUUAAUGACGACGGUCGUCCGAUCGUCGUACGAGGCCGAGUGCCUGGCUUUAACUGGUAACUUAAAUCUUUAAUAUUAUAAUCUAAUGACUACUUUGUAACAGUACAGUAAAUUGUUUUUAAACAUUUUAUGUUCUAUCAUGUCAGGUCAACUCACAGUGACGCGAAAUGCGUUUAAAAAACAUAUAUAUAAUUAGAAUACAGUGCGAAGUUGUCUGGCUAUUGUGCAGUUAUAUUCUUAUCUGUAUGAAGAACUAUAUAGGUUUUUAGAUUUUAUGUUAAUAUACUUUUAUACGGUACCUAACUUCGUUAGGAUAGUGCAAUAUUUAUACAGUGUGUUAUCCGUCGAAUGAAUCGACGCUGACGUCAUUAUGGCCUCUUAACAGUUUGGUAAAUGUAAGAUAUUUUAUAUGCGAAACUAUAUGGCAUGAGGUAUCAUGAGAUGAGUCAUUUGAGAUGAUGCCAUGAGAUAUGUCAUUAGAUGAGAUGUCAUUUAAUGUCGUUUAAUUACUUGUUCGAUAUUUCUCCAUUGGAAUGGAAUUGGGAUUUUCAAAGCUUGUACGUCAAUUGCUGGAAAAAAAGGUUUUGAUAAACAGCGUUAUUUUCAUUUUAAGGAUUGUGUACCAUUCGACAAAUAUAUUUAAGCCAUCAAAAA
Anneissia japonica is the source of this 1609-nucleotide messenger RNA. RefSeq names its product homeobox protein prophet of Pit-1-like. The record is from RefSeq and is a predicted model, not a curated record. NCBI's taxonomy places the organism in Eukaryota, Metazoa, Echinodermata, Crinoidea, Comatulida, Comatulidae. Gene Ontology annotation, biological process: regulation of transcription by RNA polymerase II. Gene Ontology annotation, molecular function: RNA polymerase II transcription regulatory region sequence-specific DNA binding; DNA-binding transcription factor activity, RNA polymerase II-specific. The transcript has 3 exons. Bases 58 to 807 code for a protein of 249 amino acids.